AAUACACAAAUGAAGGUGAGCUGUAGAACCCAGCAGAGUUCAGUAAAAUCAGGUUGGAUUAUUUAAUUCUAGUAGUGAAACGUGUUUAUUUAUUCGAGUUAAUUAAUUCUAUGCUAACUUUUGUGAACAACUUCAGUAUCACCAAUGACUUGAUAUGCAUUUUACGCUGACUAAUCAAUUUAUUAACGAAUUUAUUGUGCCAAAAGUUUGAGAGAGCGAUUUGUGAGACUGUAAUUAUCGUGAGAAAAGGGUCAACGACAAGGUUGCAAGAGUAGCAUUGUAAAAAAUAAAGAAUGGCAAGUAAUACAGAAGUUUGGAUCCAAUGGUUCACGUGUUGUUUAACUCAACAAGGACCAACAACAAGAAAUAAAAGACAAAGACCUCAACACAGGUUAAGGAUAGAUCGGAGUAUGAUUGGAGCACCGACGAACUUUCAACACACUGGACACAUUGGCAGUGGAGACCUUGAUAUGGAAAGUGCACAUUUGUCGGUCAUUCAACAUCAAAUGCAAGGAAAGGGUGGUUACGAAGCGUCCUUUGGGGUUAAGGCUUGUUGAAAGAUCUGUGGACAUUAUAGAAGUAACUCUUGAUUAUUGAAAAAAUAGUGGGCUAGAUCUCUCUCGUGUUGACUAAGACAUGGAUUUAACCGCACUUUCAUUUGAUGUAUAUAAAUAAAACUAGGAUUCAGUGAGUAUUGCGAGAGACUGCUUCAAUAUAAGGAGAUCGUGCUAUCGAUUACAUUAUUACUAAAAAAAAAGGGGGGGUGAACAACCUGAAUUUUUCAUUACGUUGUGACCCUUAUUAAUUUUAAAAGCUUUAUUAUUUAAUUAUUUUUUUGCAUAUUUUAUUUGAAUAAAAAUUAGCAAAUUCUGUUCCAAGCUUGUGCCUUUUCUACAAAACAUAGACUGUUUAUUAAGCAGACUUUUUUUUCUAUUCAUUUUGACAUUGUGAUAAGCUGCAUUUUUACUCCUCUAUACCACAAUUAUCUACUGCCAUUAAAGAAUUGCACAAGCUUACUAAUAACAUGAUUAGUUGAAACACAAUCAGUAAAAGUUUUCAACUUUACUUAGCUUUAUACUUAACUUGUGCGUAAAUACUUAUUUAUUAUCGACUCUUAUCUCAUGUAUAGUUUUACAAUUAUAAAUAAUUACUUAUUAAGUAAAAUAGAUUUUCAUCAUCAAGAUAUUUUUAAUUUUGUAGAGAGUCGUAAAAUAUCAGUGCAAUAGGGAAAAAAGUGAUAGUUUAAAGUACAUUCAUUCACUUGAAUAAAUAAUACAAAACAAUGUUCAAAAA
This is a messenger RNA of Chelonus insularis, 1293 nucleotides long. It is a transcript of the gene Spec2, whose product is annotated as CDC42 small effector protein Spec2. The transcript has 3 exons. The record is from RefSeq and is a predicted model, not a curated record. Gene Ontology annotation, molecular function: small GTPase binding. NCBI's taxonomy places the organism in Eukaryota, Metazoa, Arthropoda, Insecta, Hymenoptera, Braconidae. Bases 294 to 557 code for a protein of 87 amino acids. Gene Ontology annotation, biological process: regulation of Rho protein signal transduction. Gene Ontology annotation, cellular component: plasma membrane.